Aspergillus alliaceus is the source of this 955-nucleotide messenger RNA. RefSeq names its product med21 domain-containing protein. The coding region runs from base 90 to 704 and encodes 204 amino acids. The record is from RefSeq and is a predicted model, not a curated record. NCBI's taxonomy places the organism in Eukaryota, Fungi, Ascomycota, Eurotiomycetes, Eurotiales, Aspergillaceae. Gene Ontology annotation, molecular function: transcription coregulator activity. The transcript is spliced from 2 exons. Gene Ontology annotation, cellular component: mediator complex. Gene Ontology annotation, biological process: regulation of transcription by RNA polymerase II.
GGCUUCUUGGUCCAGAUAACCACCACUUCAACUCCCUUCCACACCACCUUUCUACCGCUCACCCAGUACAAGCAAAUACUAUAUCCACUAUGGCGGACAUCCUAACUCAACUCCAAACCUGUCUCGACCAACUCGCGACCCAAUUCUACGCCACAAUAGGCUACCUCAUAACAUACCACGACAACUCACCCGCAAUCCCAGCCUCGAACAACCCCACCGCCGCACCCGCUCUCGCCAAAAUCACCAGAAACUCAACCGCGCCGCCCGCCCCCGCCGGUGCGCCCGCCGGCUCCCAAGCAUCCCCGCAACAACAAGCAGCCCAGAUCCCAGGCCAGCAGGCACAAGGCGAAACAGGACAGGCUACACCGGGAGCUACAGGAGGAACAGCGGUAGAUCCGACUCUACCUCCCGCGCCGGAUUCGCCGCGGACGUUUGCGAGUCGGCAGCGUGAGUUGGCGAGGGAUUUGGUGAUCAAGGAGCAGCAAAUUGAGUAUUUGAUUUCGGUGCUUCCGGGGAUUGACUCGUCGGAGGCAGAGCAAGAGAAACGGAUCAAGGAACUGGAGAAGGAGUUGAGGGGCGCGGAGGAGGAGAGGGAACAAAGGGUGCGCGAGUUGAGGAAGUUGAGGAAGAAGCUGGACAAUGUUUUGGGGGCUGUUGAGGUGGGAAUCUAUGGGGAUCGGGGGUUUGUGGCAUCUAGGAGGUGAUUGAUUUCUUGUCUGGUUAUUUGCCUAUUGUUUCUGAUCUGGGUGUGCUUAUGAGGGAGAUAUCUCUCAUUAAGAUAAAUGGUUUAUUUAUUCCCUGGCUUGUUUUGAUGGAUUUAUGGGACUGCUUUCUGUGGUCUCUAAUAUUGUAUAUAAAACUUUGGGGUACUAUUAUCAGUGAAUAUCCCCAGAUAUCUGUUAUUCUUGCUCCUAUACAAUAAUCAAGUGCUCAUGCAUUGCAAUUACGAUGAGAU